Molecule: messenger RNA, 396 nt
Organism: Clunio marinus
Lineage: Eukaryota; Metazoa; Arthropoda; Insecta; Diptera; Chironomidae
Source: the annotation of a GenBank genome assembly
AUGGACAAUGCCAAGAGUAAAAAGGAAGCAAACAAAACGCUCAAUUGUGUGAAAAUUGAAUGGCAAUUGUCACAAAAGCAAAAAUCUGUUAAGCUUGGAAGCUUUGAAUUUCCACAUCGCAAACUUUCGGAUUUACAUUUGCCUGACAGCCAUCCUAGAAGAGCGCAUGAAAAAUGCGGGAAAAUGUUAAUUAAAAGGAUCUUCAUGAUUAAUGCAAAUUUACUUAAAUGUUAUGCUUCACUUAUUCACAGCAUAGACCUUUAUUUGAGGCUAAGAUCCGUUAAAUUUAUGGAAGUGGGAUCAUUUCUUGAACUAGAAGCAACCUCAUUACCGAAUGGGGUCGUCGUGAAGACGGAGAAGACUGAAAAGAAUUUUUUUGAGCAAUUUUCGCAAUAA